Microcebus murinus (gray mouse lemur) is the source of this 1158-nucleotide messenger RNA. The record is from RefSeq and is a predicted model, not a curated record. Lineage: Eukaryota; Metazoa; Chordata; Mammalia; Primates; Cheirogaleidae.
GGGCGGAGGGACGCGGCGGGGCCAGCCCUAGUCCAGGGGGGCCGACCCUGAGAAGAGCCCACGUGGGGGUGGCCGGAGUUAGGAAGUGCUGGUUAGGGCGAAAAGCUAGGGGCCGGUGGGGGCCGUGGGAAGAGGAGAGAGCUUUCCUGCCCUGUCUCCACCACGCAAACCAGGGAGCCUUUUUCCUGGGGUUAUCGUAUGGUGCAGGGGCGUGUAGAGCUGGAAAACCCACGAACUUCGGCAGCUGCCUUCCCUUAGCAACUCACUGUUGAGUGACAGAACAAGCCACUUGGUCUAGGUCUCCAGCCCCUCUUCUGUAAAACGAGGAUGCUGUUAAUAAGACGUGUUUUGCUAGGCCGGAAUGACCUGUGCGUGGAGAAAACCCGGAAAGUCGCUAUUACAAUUUUCUGUAAUGCCCACUGAAUUCUUCCAGUCCCUGAGUGGGGACAGAGAGAGGAACAUUCGGAUUGAGAUGGCCCACGGCACCACCACCCUGGCCUUCAAGUUCCAGCAUGGGGUGAUUGUGGCCGUGGACUCUCGGGCCUCGGCUGGGAAUUACAUCGCCACCUUACUGGUGAACAAGGUGAUUGAGAUUAACCCCUACCUGCUCGGCACCAUGUCUGGCUGUGCGGCAGACUGCCAGUACUGGGAGCGCCUGCUGGCCAAGGAGUGCAGGCUGUACUAUCUGCGCAAUGGGGAGCGCAUCUCUGUGUCCGCAGCCUCCAAGCUGCUCUCCAACAUGAUGUGCCAGUACCGCGGCCUGGGCCUCUCCAUGGGCAGUAUGAUCUGUGGCUGGGACAAGAAGGGUCCUGGACUCUACUAUGUGAAUGAAUAUGGGACUCGGCUGUCAGGAAACAUGUUCUCCACUGGUAGUGGGAACUCUUAUGCCUACGGAGUCAUGGACAGUGGCUAUCGGCCCAAUCUGAGCCCUAAAGAGGCCUAUGACCUUGGCCGCAGGGCCAUUGUUCAUGCUACCCACAGAGACAGCUAUUCUGGAGGCGUUGUCAAUAUGUACCACAUGAAGGAAGACGGCUGGGUGAAAGUGGAAAGUACAGACGUCAGUGACCUGCUGCACCAGUACCGGGAGGCCAAUCAGUAAAGGUGGUGGCGGCUGGGCAGACCUCCUCUGGGAGGGACUGGUGACCUCUGCCUGAGGUC